Messenger RNA from Cyclocybe aegerita, 597 nucleotides. NCBI's taxonomy places the organism in Eukaryota, Fungi, Basidiomycota, Agaricomycetes, Agaricales, Hemipholiotaceae. The record is from the annotation of a GenBank genome assembly.
AUGGAGGUGGUGGCCACUGUUAAGAGACAACCGACACUCGGCCCGGCUCACACCGCUGAGUUGCCGAUUGAAACUGCCUUGACCUCAUACCUCCAUGUCCUCUUGAACGCGAAUAUCUUCGAGGGGCUAAGCCGCAGCGCGAUGCUGCAGGAACUUUCGCAUAUGGACAGGAUAACACAACUUCAAGAUGAGAUCCAGCAGCUCCUCAUGAUCAUGUCCAACACGAUCGCGUACCUCACGUCGCGCGCCAACUUUCUACAAGUCAGUCCCGAGAUACCCGUUACAAAGCAGAGGAACCCCGAAAAAUUCGAUGCGCCAGACGUGUUUGAAGCGAACCAGAAGGAACUUGUAACAGACCUCAUCGUCAAGGCGAAGCAGAUUGAAUAUCUUAUUAAUUCAUUACCUGAGCCUGAGCCCGAGGAGGAGCAAGCUAAACGUCUUCGAACCCUUGAAGACGACAUGACAGUCGCAAAUGCUGAGUAUAUUAGAGCCGUUAAUCGCGCAAAGGACCUGCAUUCACAAAUCUCUGAAGUUCUUAAGAUGAUGCUUGAGGAGACUGACGGGAUCGAGCUGAAAGAUGAAGGAAACGAGAGAUAG